Ostrinia nubilalis (European corn borer) is the source of this 1798-nucleotide messenger RNA. RefSeq names its product pro-resilin (gene Muc91C). Gene Ontology annotation, cellular component: RNA polymerase II transcription regulator complex. The record is from RefSeq and is a predicted model, not a curated record. Lineage: Eukaryota; Metazoa; Arthropoda; Insecta; Lepidoptera; Crambidae. Gene Ontology annotation, molecular function: transcription coactivator activity. The transcript has 4 exons. Gene Ontology annotation, biological process: positive regulation of transcription by RNA polymerase II. Bases 114 to 1448 code for a protein of 444 amino acids.
GCAGUCCGCGACCCGCACUCCCUCGCUCAGACUCCUCGAACUUACGAACUCGUGAACUCACCCCUAAACGAUCCUAAACUUAGCCUUAGAGCUAGCCGCCCGCACUCGGCAAUAUGGUUCACGUGAAGUCCGUGGUGUUGUUGACGCUGGCGGUGCUGGGGCUCGCGGCCGCGACCCCGCGCAAGCACAACAAGCGCGAUGCGCCGCUGAGCUCGUCGUACCUGCCUCCGUCCAGCGGAGGGUUCGGUGGCGGCCGGCCCUCGUCCUCCUACGGCGCCCCACGCCCCUCUUCCAGCUACGGCGCCCCCAGCCGGCCCUCCUCCAGCUACGGAGCCCCGAAGCCGUCUAGCAGCUACGGCGCUCCCGCCCCGUCCAGCUCCUACGGCGCGCCCGCCCCGUCGUCCAGCUACGGAGCCCCGGCACCUUCUUCGAGCUACGGAGCACCUUCAUCGAGCUACGGAGCCCCUCGUCCCUCGUCUAGCUACGGAGCGCCCAAGCCCUCCAGCUCGUACGGAGCCCCCGCCAGACCACCCGCGACUAGCUACGGCGUCCCCACCGGUCCUUCGACCACCUACGGCGCUCCGAAGCCCUCGAGCAGCUACGGCGCCCCCGCCUCCCGCCCCUCGUCCAGCUACGGCGCGCCUAAACCGUCAAGCUCCUAUGGAGCCCCCGCCCCCUCUAGCUCCUACGGUGCCCCCGCUCCGUCCAGCUCCUACGGCGCCCCAGCACCUUCAAGCUCUUACGGUGCCCCGGCUCCCUCAAGCUCCUACGGCGCUCCUGCUCCCUCAAGCUCGUACGGUGCCCCGGCUCCCUCAAGCUCCUACGGCGCUCCUGCUCCCUCAAGCUCGUACGGUGCCCCGGCUCCCUCAAGCUCCUACGGCGCUCCUGCUCCCUCAAGCUCGUACGGUGCCCCCGCUCCUUCUAGCUCAUACGGCGCUCCAUCAUCUGCCCCGUCCAGCUCCUACGGCGCCCCCGCUCCGUCCAGCUCCUAUGGCGCCCCCGCUCCUUCAUCUUCCUACGGCGCCCCAUCGUCCGGAUCUGGCGGCUUCGGAGGUAGCGGAUACAGCGGCAGCGGCUUCGGUUCGAGCGGUUUCGGCGGCAGCGCUCCUUCUUCCAGCUACGGCGCCCCGUCCGCUCCCUCCAGCAGCUACGGCGCCCCGUCCCCGUCCAGCUCGUACGGCGCCCCCGCCGCCCCCUCCAGCUCAUACGGUGCGCCCAGCUCUGGCGGCUUCUCUGGUGGCUUCUCUUCUGGUUCUGGCUCUAGCGGAUUCUCGUCCGGCGGCUACUCGUCCGGUGGCUCCGGCGGCUACUCGUCCGGCGGUUCAGGCGGCUACUCGUCCGGCGGCGGAUCGGGCGGCUACUCGUCCGGCGGUUCCGGCGGCUACUCGUCCGGCGUGCCCGCAACCAUCAAUCAAGGCUACGACUCCAACGGUGGCUACGUUUACUAGGUUUACAUCAUUCUCCAUACUGUGAAUUGGAAUAUAGUCAAUUUGUUAAGUUACCGUCUGUUUGCGAGUGGAAUUGGGAUAGUGGAAGGUGCAAUAUUUAGAGUAGAGGCCACGGAAUGUGUGAGUCUUCACGGCUCGAGACGGUCAGUACUUAUGUUAAAUUUAACACGGUAAAGUGAAUCACGAAUAUGUAGUCUCUCUAUUUAUUCAGUCGCCGUACUGUCUCUACUGUUUGUGAGCUCGACGCUAAACGAAAGUAUUAAAUUUAUUUAAUUAUAAUGAACUGUACAAAAAAUUAGAUUAAGUACGGAAAUGAUUUUGUAUAAAUUAAAUCUUUUGUAAAUAAGUAA